AUUGCCUUCUUCAUCCUGGGAGGAGCGAAGGCUGAGGCCGGAGGAAGCUGUUCUGGCUUGGGGCUUUUUAAAAUAUUAAUUGUAACGUGCAACAUCUAGAGCAUGUUCCACUGCAGCCGGUGAGAGGCUGAAGCAGAUCAGGAGACACCCCCUCUCCAUUGUUAUCAGAAGACACUGACAGCCAUGAGCGGCGGGGUUUAUGGAGGAGACGAGGUGGGAGCUCUGGUCUUUGACAUCGGCUCCUACACGGUGAGGGCUGGUUAUGCUGGAGAAGACUGCCCCAAGGCUGACUUCCCCACCACCGUGGGGCUUCUCAACCACGAUGAGACGUCACUGGACAUUGACGGGGAGAAGGAUACCAAGUCCGGGAAGACUUACUACAUUGACACCAACUCGCUGCACGUUCCGCGGGAGGGGGUGGAGGUCAUCUCGCCUCUGAAGAAUGCAAUGAUCGAGGACUGGGACUGCUUCCAGGCCAUUCUGGACCACACCUACACCAAACACAUCAAGUCAGAGCCCAGCCUGCACCCUGUGCUCAUGUCGGAGGCGCCGUGGAACACCCGGGCCAAGCGGGAGAAGCUGACCGAGCUGAUGUUCGAGCACUACAACAUCCCCGCGUUCUUCCUCUGCAAGACCGCGAUUCUGUGUCCGUCCUUGACUCCGCUCCCCCACUGCAGCUUUGCCAACGGUCGAUCCACAGGACUGGUCCUGGACAGCGGAGCCACGCACACCACCGCCAUCCCUGUCCACGAUGGCUACGUCCUCCAGCAAGGCAUAGUGAAGUCACCCCUGGCUGGGGACUUCAUUUCAAUGCAGUGCAGGGAGCUGUUUCAGGAGAUGAACAUGGAGAUCACUCCGCCGUAUACCAUUGCCUCGAAGGAACCGGUCCGGGAGGGAGCCUCUCCAAACUGGAAGAGGAAGGAGAAGAUCUCGCACGUUACCAAGUCCUGGCACAACUACAUGUGUAACGAAGUUAUCCAGGAUUUCCAGGCCUCUGUACUCCAAGUCUCCGACUCGCCCUAUGACGAACAGGUCGCUGCCCAAAUGCCCACCGUCCACUACGAGAUGCCCAACGGAUACAACUGUGACUAUGGUGCAGAGAGGUUACGGAUCCCUGAGGGACUGUUCGACCCCUCCAACGUCAAGGGUCUGUCAGGCAAUACGAUGCUGGGCGUCAGUCACGUGGUCACCACCAGCAUCGGGAUGUGUGACAUCGACAUCAGGCCGGGUCUGUACGGCAGUGUGAUCGUGACGGGGGGGAACACUUUACUCCAAGGCUUCACGGACCGGCUGAACAGGGAACUGUCGCAGAAGACGCCUCCUGUGAGUAUGCGAGUCGGGUGGCAAUGCCAGGCCCAGUCUCCAUCACGGCAGCCUCAUUUGCACUCACCUCAGAUGAGGGGUUGGCCAAUGCCAGUGAUGGGGGGAGGGGUGGGACAUUCACAGGCACAAACCAGUGGAUACGGAGGGGUGAUGCAGCGGCGCAGCGAGUAGAGCUGCCGCCUCACAGUGCCAGAGAGCUGGGUUCAGUCCUGACCUCUGGCGUUGUGUGUGUGUGUGUGUGUGUGUCUGUCUGUCUGUGUGUGUGUGUGUGUGUGAGUGUGUAUGUGUGUGUGUGUGUCUGUGUGUGUGUGUGUGUGUGUGAGUGUGUAUGUGUGUGUGUGUGUCUGUGUGUGUGUGAGAGAGAGAGAGAGUGUGUGUGUGUGUGUGUGUGUGUGUGUGUGAGAGAGUGUGUGUGUGAGAGAGAGAGAGAGAGUGUGUGUGUGUCUGUGAGUGGGUGGGUGUGUGUGUGAGAGAGAGAGAGUGUGUGUGUGUCUGUGAGUGGGUGAGUGUGUGUGUGAGAGAGAGUGUGUGUGUGAGAGAGUGUGAGUGUGUGAGAGAGAGUGUGUAUGUGUAUGAGUGUGUGUGUGUGUGAGAGAGAGUGUGUGUGUGAGAGAGUGUGAGUGUGUGAGAGAGAGUGUGUAUGUGUAUGAGUGUGUGUGUGUGAGAGAGAGAGAGUGUGUGUAUGUGUAUGAGUGUGUGUGUGUGUCUGUGUGUGUGUAUGUGUAUGAGUGUGUGUGUGUGUGUGAGAGAGAGAGAGAGUGUGAGUGUAUGUGUGUCUGUGUGUGAGUGUGUCUGUGGGUGUGUGAGUGAGUGUGUGUCUAUGUGUGUGUGAGUGUGAGUGUGUAUGUCUGUGUGUCUGUGUGUGGGUGGGUGUGUAUGUGAGUGUGUGUCUAUGUGUGUGUGAGUGUGACCGUGUGGGUUUACCCCAGGGACUCCAGUUACCUCCCACAUCCCAAUGACGUGUGGGGUUAGUGGAUUGAUUGGCCGUGGUAUUGAGGUGGAGAAUGAAAUAUAUUAUAGAAAUAUAUUGAGUGGUGGGGUGGAGAUGUCCAGGUCACCCUUGGGCAAGGUGUAGCACCUGUUUAGCCCUCGGCCAAGAUCACAUGAAUCCAUGGGGGCAGGUGGUGGAUGGUCGUUUGAGCAGCCGGUGCAGAUCACAAGCCCUGGUCAUGUGACCACUGACACCAGGCAGACAAUCUCUGAAGAGUAUUGAUAAUGGUUGGGGUCAUCCAUCUUGUAAAGACUCUGCCCAGAACAAGGCAAAGGCAAACCACCUCUGUAGAAAAAAUUUGCCAAGAACAAUCAUACUGGUGGAAAGACCAUGAUCGCCCAUGUCAUAUGACAUGGCACAUAAUAGUUGAUGGCCAGUUUCCUUGAUGUAUCUCUCUACCGGCCCACAGCCGCCUCUACUGCCGUGAUGAGACCAAACUCAGGUUGGAGAAGCAACACCUCAUAUCUUGUCCAGGUAGCCUCUAAACUGAUGGUAUGAAUAUUGAUUUCUUUAACUCUCUGUAUUACCUCAAGAAAUGAUGAAAGAAACCAAAGACGCUUUAUUAAGCAGUCCUUUGAUGUCGAGUAUAACUUUCUGUAAGUUUCUAAGGUAAAUGGGUUGAGGCCAUGAGUACAGAAGGAAACUGAUGAAGCCGAUGUCAGGACCACAGUCUGUAACACAGAUGAGUCAGGAGCUGGCUGACAGAGGGAGGGGGUAAAACAAAUGCAGAUUUGACAAGGCAGCCACUGUGUGAGGGUCUCACAGCUACUGAUUUUCCCCACUCUCACAGAAGCCAACAUAGUGGGUUGGGCAGCCUCUAUGGGGAAGGGGAUGUUGGCAGGGAAUGGGAUGGACAGUCGAGACCCUUCAUCUGGACUGAAAAAUAGAGGGGAGGUAGUUGGUAUAAAUAGAGUGGAGAAAGAGCUGGCAGGCGAAAGGUUGAUGAAGGAAGGGGAGAGUGGGAAUUGGGUCAGAAGCCAGGAGGUGGAUGAGGGAAGGGGACAGUGGGAAUCAGGUCAGAAGCCAGGAGGUGGAUGAGGGAAGGGGACAGUGGGAAUAGUGACUAAAGCUGAGAGGUAAAGGUUCGAUGAGGGAGAAGGGGAGUGGAAGGUGAUGGGUUUAAUGUGGGAGAGAGGGAAUGGUGUAAUAAGUUGGGUGGGGAUGGGUGGAUGAGGGAGAGGGGGGAGUAUGAAUGGUGA
Messenger RNA from Hypanus sabinus (Atlantic stingray), 3513 nucleotides. RefSeq names its product actin-like protein 6B. Gene Ontology annotation, biological process: regulation of transcription by RNA polymerase II; nervous system development. Bases 184 to 1494 code for a protein of 436 amino acids. The transcript is spliced from 12 exons. NCBI's taxonomy places the organism in Eukaryota, Metazoa, Chordata, Chondrichthyes, Myliobatiformes, Dasyatidae. Gene Ontology annotation, molecular function: chromatin binding. Gene Ontology annotation, cellular component: SWI/SNF complex; NuA4 histone acetyltransferase complex. The record is from RefSeq and is a predicted model, not a curated record.